Molecule: messenger RNA, 1140 nt
Organism: Quercus robur (English oak)
Lineage: Eukaryota; Viridiplantae; Streptophyta; Magnoliopsida; Fagales; Fagaceae
Exons: 3
Coding region: 1-1140 (379 amino acids)
Source: RefSeq, a predicted model, not a curated record
AUGCACCUCCAAGACAUUCUAGAUGAGAUCAUAUGCAGAGCUUUUCCUACUACACUAAAAGGCCUAGCCAGGGUGUGGUUUGAAAAAAUACCACCAAACACUAUAACUUCAUUCCAAGAGUUAAGCAAGUUGUUCGUCAACAACUUCGUCGGAGGUCAAAGGCAUAAUUGUUCCUCGUCCAACUUGCUGAAUAUAGAGCAAGGAAAGAACGAGAGUCUUCAGACUUUCAUCAACCAUUUUAAUAGGAAAGCCCUACUGGUAGAUGAGAUGGACGAUAAAAUCCUCUUGGUAGUCUUCAACAACGGAGUUACCUCUGAUUUGUUCAUUCACAAGCUGUAUGAUCAAAAGCCACAGAUGAUGGCCGAGUUAAUACACUCAACUUUAAGCUUUAUGAAUGCUAAGGACACAAUCAUUGCCAAGAAGAAGAAGAAGGCUAAACAAGUGGAGGCUGGGUACAUGCACAUCCAAAACAAGGCCCUCAUCCAAAGAAGGCCAAGAUGGGAGAAAAAAGAGACUGAGAUGGCAGGUGGUCCAGAUCCAACCAUGUCAGGAUUCUCACAUGCCUUGGCUAAUGUACUGUACUGCAGGAAAGCAGGAUCGUCCUCAAGGCGAUAUUCCAACUACACGCUCUUGAAUACCCCACUUGACCAAGUGUUGAUGCAAAUCAAGGAUGACCCAUCCUUGAAAUGGCCAGAGAAGAUGAAAGGAGAUCCUAGCAAGAGGAAUAAGAGAAAAACUCAAAUUGAGGUUCUUAUUAAGCAAGGAAAGUUGAAGAAUUUCCUUGGACAAGAGCACAAGGACAAAAGACUACCACUAAAGGGUAAAGUAGAAGAGCCAAUUCGUCCACCACUUGGAGAAAUAAAGGUUAUUGUUGGGGGAAUAUCGGCUGCCAGCUCGUCUAGAUCCAAGAAAACCUACCUUCGAGUUAUUCAAAACAUUCAACUCACUGGCCGUCCACCUAGAGCACCAAAGAUGGACGAACCAGCUAUAACCUUCAUUGAUGAAGAUGUAAGAAGACUACACCAUCCUUAUGACGAUGCAAUUGUCAUCACUUUGACAAUUGCGAAUUACACGACAAGAAGAGUACUGGUGGAUAAUGGGAGUUUAGUAGAUAUCCUCUACUACCCGGCCUUCCAAUAG